Messenger RNA from Prorocentrum cordatum, 1623 nucleotides. The record is from the annotation of a GenBank genome assembly. NCBI's taxonomy places the organism in Eukaryota, Dinophyceae, Prorocentrales, Prorocentraceae.
AUGAUGAAAAUCAACGAGAACGAGGAAUUGCACAUGAACCUGUUCGAGGUGCAGCGCCAGCGCGAGGAGGAGGAGCAACGUCUGCACGAGUCCCACGCGGCAGUACGUGGUGAGCUGGAGCAGAAAGCUUCGGACUUGGAGGCCGAGAGGACCCAGAAGAGCAGGCUGCUCACGGAGUCGCAGGAGCUGGCGCGGCAAAUCCAGUACCUGGAGGACCAGCUGUCGGAGUCCCAGACCCUUGCCGGCGAGCUGCGCCGCAGCCUGCACGACCAGAGGCGCGGUGCCGCGCAGGAGGCGCGGAGCCUGCGCACGCAGCUCGCGCGGUGGGCGCCCUUCGACGAGGCGGAGCACCCUGCGUGGAGCCGCUGGGACUCCCGCCCGGCGCGGGGCCGCGAGGCCCACCGGCAGGGCCAGGCUUCGCAGCACCUGCAGGCCAGCAUCGCGGACGCGUGCAGGCAGGGCUGCGGCGUCUUCCAGGCGUGGUCCCGCGUCUUCGGCUCAGGCUGCGACGAGGAGCCGGCCGCGCGCCUCAGGGUCAGGUCGAGGCUGGCGGAUGUCGCGCAACAGCUGGCUGUGGCGAUGGAGGCGGCCCCGGAGCUGUUCGCCGCCUCCUGGCAUCCGGGGCCAGGCGGGGCGCUCCUGGCUGGGCGAUUCCGGCAGGGCGCCGACGCCAUCCUGAGGCUGCACAGGAGGUGGGCCACAUACCAGUCGCUGCUGCUGCUGCACGAUUGGAGCGGCGGCCAGGCGGGGCGCUCCACGCAGGAGGAGAUCCAGGCGCAGGCGUUCGUAGACUGCAUGUGGAGACUGUGUCGCUGCGUCAAGUCGCUUUUCGUCAAGCUGUCGCUGCUCGCCUGCAUGCCUACGCUGCUGAUGCGAGAUUGCAGCUCGAACCACUUCGAUCUGGCCCGUGCGAGCCUCAGACGGCCCCGCCGACUCGACGGCGAGAGGUCGCAGCCCGACACGGAGCUGCUGGAGGUAACCCCGGGGGCCGCCUCCUCCACGGCUGCACCGCCCAUGGGCGACCCGCCGGCCGAGAGGGUUCCCGGGCUGCUUCUGGAGCGGCUGCGCGGUAGGGCGCGGGAUGCGCUGCAGUGCUGGGAAGGUAUCGGUCGGUGCCUGUCCGCGCUGGCCACGCAGCAGGCCGGGGCGCUGGACGGCCAGGGGCGGGAAGGCAGGGCCAUGCUGGAGCUGCUGGAGUCCAUCAAGAGACUCUGCUCCCUCACGGCGGAGCGCGUGCUGCCCACGGCGGACUGCGCCGCGGCGGGCGUGGCGGCGCCGGGGGGCCUGGCGCUCCUGGGGCCGGGCGCCAGCCUGCGGGCCGCGCAGGCCGUGGCUGGCCGGGGCUAUCUGCGCCGGGCCACGGCGCGGCUGGCGCAGGCGCCAGUGGGCAUCGGCUUCGAGGAGGCCCUGCAGGCUCGGCGGGCGGUGCGGCAGCUGAUGGCCAACAGGCCCGCGAGGGGGGGAGGAGGGGCGGGCCUGGUCGGGGGCGCUGACAAAGGAGGGGGGGAUCGGCUCGGGGAGGGGAACGUACCGACUUCCAAUCCUGGCCAGCCCCCCCGGUCCCCCUGUUCGACUCUCUUCCUCUGGGGGAGGAGGGCGGUGCUCGCGGCGGCUGCUUCAUGA